AUGAAAGAGAAGUCGAAGGAGGAGAAAAAACAUGCCGAAAAGAAGCCGAAAGCUAGUCAUGGGGAUGAAGAGGAACCAGAAUCUUUCGAACCGAGAGAAAAAGAUCCCUUCGCGGGACUGCCAAAGAGCACCUUUGACCUAGACGCCUUCAAACGUGUUUACAGCAACGAAGACACGUUGACAAAGGCGGUCCCGUAUUUCUGGGAACAUUUCGACCCUGCCAACUACAGCAUAUGGUAUUGCGAAUACAAGUACCCAAGCGAAUUGGCAAAGAUUUACAUGAGUUGCAACCUCAUCACUGGUAAUUUUUUUCUUUCUCGAAAGCUGUGA
Molecule: messenger RNA, 330 nt
Organism: Soboliphyme baturini
Lineage: Eukaryota; Metazoa; Nematoda; Enoplea; Dioctophymatida; Soboliphymatidae
Source: the annotation of a GenBank genome assembly